AAUAUUUUACCAAGAGUUGCUGCCUUGCUAGAUGUCUCUCCAAUCUCUGACGUGACUGAGAUCCAAUCCGAAGACACGUUUGUCCGUUUGAUCUACGCUGGUAUGACAGUUCACUGGACUGAAUCAUUUUUGUACGAGUCGAGAAUCUAAGCAGGCGUUUGUAGCUAUGUAACUGCCGUGAGUAUAACAACAAAUCAAUGUUAUGUACAUUUUUAGGGAACGCCGUGACAACGAUCAAAUCAAAUGAUAAAGUGAAGGUGUUCACUGUUCGAGGAACCUCAUUUGAACCCGCGCCCCUUGAUGGCGGUGGUGCUGCGCAGGAAAAUGGUACGUCUUGGUUAUAUAUUGAUUAA
Paramuricea clavata is the source of this 353-nucleotide messenger RNA. The record is from the annotation of a GenBank genome assembly. NCBI's taxonomy places the organism in Eukaryota, Metazoa, Cnidaria, Anthozoa, Malacalcyonacea, Plexauridae.